Lodderomyces margitis is the source of this 909-nucleotide messenger RNA. RefSeq names its product mRNA splicing protein (gene PRP45). Lineage: Eukaryota; Fungi; Ascomycota; Pichiomycetes; Serinales; Debaryomycetaceae. Gene Ontology annotation, biological process: mRNA splicing, via spliceosome. The record is from RefSeq and is a predicted model, not a curated record. The transcript has a single exon. Gene Ontology annotation, cellular component: spliceosomal complex. The coding region runs from base 1 to 909 and encodes 302 amino acids.
AUGUUUAGCUCACUACUACCGCGCCCUAAGCAUUCCAACUACAACCCCAAACUCCACUACACCGCAUCACCACAAAAUAAGACCAGCACACCAUCAACAUCAGCACUUACAGCACCUCGACUGAACUACGAAUCGGUCCUUGUUCUACCCACUCCAGACUCCACCACUACUAAUCGCAGCAAAGCUAAAACUUACGAUGCCACAAUCCCUCUCAAGAUCAAAUUCCCCAACUUGAUACAUCAUUUCCCCAUACCUCCACCCGAUUCUCAAAUAAUCGAAGAAACGCGAGCUAUAUUUACAUCAUUACUUGACGCUAAAUUGGGCACUCAAAAGAAAGAACAAACUACAUAUAUAAGCUAUACAGGAGAUAUGCCUAGCAAUGUUGCUGCCAAUGGUGGUGGUGGUGAUGGUAAUGGUGAUGGUGCUAAUGCUGACGCCGAUGUUGGUGAGGACAAGAUCAUCCAAAUUGAAACAAUGCAAGAAGACCCCUUACUUCCACCUAAACACAAGUUGCGGAAAAACCGCCACGAGCGCCACGAUCAAGAACAAGAAACAGGCGCCAUCUUGAAAAAGCCAACAAAAGUGAGCAAGGAAGACCGACAGAAAUGGAAUAUCCCCGCCGCGAUCUCGAAUUGGAAGAAUAAUUCGGGGUUUACUAUUGCGUUGGAUAAGCGUGUCAUUGGUGGCGCUGGUGGUGCAGGCCCUGAUGGCAAUAGUGAUGAUGCGUUGAAUGUAGAAAAGUUUGGCGCAUUGAGUCAAGCGUUAACCAAUGCCGAAGUUCAAGCACGAGAGGAUAUAUCGCGCCGUAAUGAGCUUAGGCAACAGUUGGAAUUGAGGGAAAAGAGACAACGCCAAGACAGGAUUAGGGAAAUCGCCAAUAGGAAUGAUCAUAAACGAAGGAGAUACUAA